GUGGUGCGUUCGGCCCCGGCAACCUCGUCUCCUACGGAUACGAUCUCGUCGGUGACGACUACGAUGGCAGCAACACCCCCGUCGAGGAUGCUGAUCCUUAUGACGGCUGUGGUGGCCACGGCACCCACGUUGCCGGUAUCAUUGCUGCUCAGGCUGGCAACAAGUACGGCAUCCUCGGUGGCGCCCCCGGCGUCACUCUUGGUGCCUACAGAGUCUUUGGCUGCGAUGGCAGCGCUGCCAACGAUGUCCUCAUCAAGGCCUACCUGAUGGCAUACGAGGCCGGCUCGCAGAUCAUCACUGCCUCUAUCGGUGGCUCCUCUGGCUGGAGCGAGGAGCCCUGGGCUGUGGUCGUCUCCAGAAUCGUCGAGGCUGGCGUGCCCUGCACUGUCUCCACCGGCAACGAUGGCGCCAAAGGUCUCUUCUACGCCAGCACGGCGUCCGAUGGCACUCGUGUCACUUCCAUUGCCUCUUUCGACAACGAGUACACACCCACCCUCUCCAUCGAGUCGACCUUCACCAUCGACAGUGGUGAGGAGACUCCUUUCGGCUGGACCCCAGGUGAGCCUUCGGAGUGGGCUGGUGUUGACCUUCCUCUGUGGGCUACCAGCUUCGAUACUGCCGACCCUGCUGGCGGCUGCACUCCUUAUCCCGAUGACACCCCUGACCUCUCCGGCUUCAUCGUCCUGGUCCGCCGCGGCUCCUGCACCUUUGUGCAGAAGGCUCAGAACGCCCUUGCCAAGGGCGCCAAGUACAUCAUCUUCUACAACAACAGCCCCGUCGGUGCCGUCGGCCCCUCUGUCACUGCUGUCGACGGCAUCCUCGGCUCCGCUGGUGUCUCAGCUACUCAGGGCGCCGCCUGGGUCCAGGCUCUUGCUGCUGGCUCCACCGUCACUCUUCAGAUGACCGACCCCGAGACCAGCGAGAAGAUCCUGACCUACCCCCGCAACGAGCUCACCGGCGGCUUCGCCAGCAGCUACACUACCUGGAACCCUACCUUUGAGCUCGAGGUCAAGCCCCAGAUUGCUGCUCCCGGUGGUAACAUUCUGUCUACCUACCCUGUCACUCUUGGCAGCUACGCUGUGCUCUCGGGUACAUCCAUGUCCUGCCCUCUGGCCGCCGCCGUCUUUGCUCUUCUCGCCGAGGUUCGUGGCACUUUUGAUCCUGCCACGCUCGAGCACCUCCUCGCUGCCACCUCGAACCCUCAGAUGUACAACGAUCUCACGGCCACUAGAUACGGCGUGCUCGCCCCUGUCGUUCAGCAGGGUGCCGGACUCAUCCAGGCCUACGAUGCGGCUUUCGCCACCACCAUCCUCAGCCGCUCCAGCAUUGCCUUCAACGACACCGACUAUCUCGAGCCUACUGCCAACUUCACCAUCAAGAACUUUGGCACCGAGGCGGUUAGCUUUGAUCUUGGUCACGUCGGCGCCGUCACUGCGUACACCUUCUCGGAUUCCAUCCGUGUCGACCCCUACCCCGGCAUGGAGAUCACUGACGAGUUCGCCACCCUCGAGAUCAGCGAGACCAAGGUUACCGUCCCUGCUGGUGGUGAGGCCGUCGUCUCCGUGACCGUCACCCCUCCUGCUAUCGACGGCAAGCGUCUACCUGUCUACUCUGGCUACAUCACCCUGAACGGCACCAACGGCGAGAGCCUCUCUCUGCCAUACAACGGCGUCGUCGGCAGCAUGAACUCUGUCCGCAUCCUCGACGAUGCCUGGCUGUCCCUGUCCUCUGACCCCCAACACACCCCUAUCACCGGCACCGGCUCGUCCUUCGUCCUGCCCCGUGACCCAGCCACCGGCGGUGCCAACGUCACCUACCCGGUUGCCUCUGCCGACUUGGUCUUCGGCACCCGCAGCCUCGACAUCCAGCUCGUCAAGCUGCCUUGCAACGGCACGGCCACCACGGGCGGCAAGAAGCUCGGCUCCAUCGAGGGCGCGCCUUUCCCUUACCUGCCCCGCGACCCCAUCAACGUGCCCUUUGACGGCACAAUGGCUGACGGCAAAGUCGCUCCCCCGGGCAACUACGUCUUCGAGUUCUCGGCCCUGCACAUCUUUGGCGACAUUGAGGACCCGACCGAGUACGAGGUCCGCCGCAGCGCGCCCUUCACCAUCCGCUACAACUAAGCGAGCAAGACAAGAGAGACGUUCCGGUCUCUUUUCUGUUUCUCCUUUUAUAAUGUAAUCAUGUAUAUGUAAUGGCCAAGGACACACGAAAAGAAAAAACGGGUUCAUGGAAGAAAGAAGAGCAAGAGAAGCAUCGUAGUACAUUCUAGGAUAACAAUGCCAAACUAUGCACACA
Molecule: messenger RNA, 2298 nt
Organism: Microdochium trichocladiopsis
Lineage: Eukaryota; Fungi; Ascomycota; Sordariomycetes; Xylariales; Microdochiaceae
Product: peptidase S8/S53 domain-containing protein
Exons: 1
Coding region: 267-2123 (618 amino acids)
Biological process (GO): proteolysis
Cellular component (GO): cell wall; membrane
Molecular function (GO): serine-type endopeptidase activity
Source: RefSeq, a predicted model, not a curated record